Molecule: messenger RNA, 4305 nt
Organism: Adineta ricciae
Lineage: Eukaryota; Metazoa; Rotifera; Eurotatoria; Adinetida; Adinetidae
Source: the annotation of a GenBank genome assembly
AUGGAUGAGUUUAUUCGACAACUUCCUCACGAUAACGCGCAAUUGAACACUCAAUGGCCUGACAUAUUUGACCGACUAUUUAAACUAGCAAACCAAAUUCCCGAAAGUGAUUUGUCGUCUUUCAAAAUCAAAUGUCUGAGUGCGCUUCUCAAUUACGUCGUUGAAGAUCAAGAAGAAUAUGUGACGGACAAGGCGACUUUGAUACACACAGUUCUUGAAAAUCUGUUUCAACAUCCUUUGCCUCCGUUAGAAGAGAUAACACGAAUGUUUUGUCAUUUAUUAGAUAUAUCGAACAAGAACCGAAUGAUUAAUUUGGCAUUGAUCCAAAAAAUUUAUUCUGGUUAUCGUCUCGGUGAACGUUUGCGUCAAAAAGAAUCCGUAGAUUUAAUUGAGAAAAUUUUAUUUUCCUUAGAAAAGUUUGAUUUUGCAGACGAAGGUUUUAAUCUUAAAGUGCAAGGUCAAUGGGAUGAUUUAUUAUCAAAAGGAGUUUUUUCAGCAAUCGUCUGUGAUAACAAUAAACUUACAGAAUUAGAACUUAUGACAAAUAUGCGAAGUGCCUAUCAGCAUUUCUAUAGAUCUGCAGCGCAACAUUCACAGCAGUCCCAAAUUUGGUCAAAUAUCAUAACUGCCAUAAAAUAUGUUUUCCCAACUUUAUUUGACGUUUUUACCACACCAGGAGAUCUACAACUACACCUAUCAACUGCAGUCACACCUCCAGUUGCUUUCGACUAUGUAAACCUAUUAGCCAAGUCACUACAGCGACAACCGGACUUGUUCAAAAACAACUCUUCUCACAUCUAUGCAGCCUUCGAACAGCUCGUCCUACACAACAAUAUCAAAGAAGCUGACUCUAUUCUCACCUAUGUCAUCGUGCAUCACUUUGCAUUGAUCACGAAUCACGAAGAAAUUAUCAACCUGUUCAUUCGUUUAUGUUCAGCAGUCACUGAUAUCGAAUGUCGACACUCGUUUUGUAAGCUUCUUAUCGCGCCAUUCGUAUACGAACUGACCAAGAAGAAGCCGAACAAAAAACUGGCAGUGAGCUGUUUUGAUCUGAUUAUUGCUAUUGCCGAUCAGAAAGUGGCGGAAGCGCUUUCUUCUGUCAAACGUCUGAUCGCAAUUAGUGAGUUCUAUCCAUGGAAACAACUCGACAAACAGCUCACUCACCUUCUUCAAACAUGCAGUGCAUAUGACGAGGUGUCGGGUGGUACGGAGAACAACGAUCUGUCGAUCUUAGCGGAUGUUCUCAAGCUACUGCAUGAUCGAUCAAAGACGAAUACAUCGAUACUACAAGCAACACAUGAGCCAGCACUAGAAGCUGUACUGAAAUGGUGCUCGGGUAGGAAUGUGGCUGAUGGUGAAGGGUAUAGAGAAUAUGUCUACGAGAUGGGUCAAUCGAUGACUGAACUGGUUGAUGAGAAGCGGGUGAGCGCGGACACAUGCCGACAGGUAGUUGCAGUUCUACAGAAACGUGUCGACGAUCUUGAUGAAGACACCUAUGAGGUGAAUCAUGCCUAUGAAACAUUUCUAUCGGCGGUAACAACCUUAACAUCAAAGUGUAUGAAGCAACUGAAACCAGUUCCGCUGACUUUACACGAAGAUGUGGCAAGGUACUGUCUCUCAGCGUUGAAGUAUCCAUUACGUCGUGAAAAUGGAUCAGCAACAAUCGAAUAUCUUACAGCUUUGCUUCUAUGGUUUUCAGUCGGACCAUGUCUUGGCAAUGAAAAUGAUGCUCGCGCAUAUGAAAAGUGUGUUGAUCGGUUAUUCGAAAUGAUCUACAGUGAAAAUGAAGAAAGUAUGCAUUCAUGGUGGAGUACAUACUGGAGUACAGUUUUGAUGAAUUAUCCGAACGUAGCAGCUAACCAUAGUGAGCAAUUACUAGAAGAAAUCAUCGACCAUAAACAAAUAAUACUAUUAGGGAUGCUCAUCACUCUCUAUCCGAAAAAUCCACAACCAUUUCAUCAACGGCUCGACGAUCUCAUCCACGCUCUCUUCGACAACAACGGUCAACAUCUCACUUCCAUCGCUUCUCUUCUCAACAGUAUCUUCCAAGCCAACCCGCAGCUCAUCACGCCAGCCCAGAUCGACUACUUAUUCACUUCCAUCGCUUCUCAUCAUCAUAUCCCAUAUGCUUCAGAUUCUAUCUAUCGACUACUUGAACUGGUUGCUAGUGCACAACCAGAACUCUUCGACAAACAUCGACAACAACUCAUCGAAGCAGCUUCCCAACAGCAAACAUACAAUGUGUUCAAUUGUCUACACCAGUACCUCAUUGCCUCGAGCGUGCUGAACGGUGAAGAAGCAGCUGGUACUAAUCUCACUGUGCUGAUCGACUUGAUCAAAAACACAAAGACACUUUCAUCUGAUCUGUGCACCCAGAUAUUUCAGACGUGUCAAGCGAUUGGCAGUCGAUACAAGGCAGCUUUGGCAAAGAAGCGUGAAGAUCUUGUGUUGUAUGAGUCUAGUAAUUCGAUGUGUCGAAUGCUGAUUGACAUGAUCGAUGGAAACAAGAUGAGUGAAGAGCAACAAGCUCUAUUGAAUCGAACAGUUGAUGAAAUGACAGAAAUUGAAGCAAGAGUAGUUCAAACGGAAAAAAGUGUAGACAAGGUCACGAAACUAGUGAAACGUCAAGAGCUACACAUGACUAAUCUCGAUGCUCAUGUCAAUCAUAUCGACACACAAAUCACCGAUCUUCACCAACAAGUUGACCUGCACGCCCGAGAAAUCGAACGCAUCGAUGCCAAGACACUCAGCUACGUACCGUCCGAAUGGGGACAUCAAGUUUGCCGACUUCUCAAUGUUCGUGCAGACAAUGAUUGGCGUCUUCUCGGUAAACGCUUCGGCUACUCAGCAAGCGAACUCAAACACUGGGCCAUGCAACUCGAUCCAUCCAUGUCACUACUCAACGAAUGGUACAUGACACAUAAAGCAGAUGAAGCCACCUAUGGACUGGUGAAGAUGCUCGGCGACAUCGGUCGAUCAGAUGUCGAAGAUAUCAUUCGCAGUGCAAUGAGCGUGGCUGGUCAGCUCAUUCCCGAUGAUCUCUCCAUCGACAUCAAGCGACUACCGCCUGUGUUCCUUUCCUAUCAGUGGGGAUCUCAGAAAGCCGUCACUCGACUGAAGUCACAUCUCGAACAGGCGGGAUAUGCAUGCUGGAUGGACACGGGCGAGAUGGGCGGCGGUGACAAGUUAUUCGCUAAGAUCGAUGCAGGCAUUCGCGGGGCGAAAGUGGUAGUGUGCUGCCUGAACAAGAAGUAUGCACAAUCAGACAACUGUUCGCGUGAAGUUCAUCUGACGAUCAGCACAGGCAAACCGCUGAUUCCUCUUCAGAUGGAAAAACAAACAUGGCCACCAGAAGGAGCACUCGGUCCCAUCAUGAGCGAGUAUCUCUACAUUCGCUUCUUCGAUCGUAAAGCUAGCGACGAAAACUACUGGCCAGCAGACAAGUUCACUGAACUACUUGGUCAGAUUCGCUACCAUGUUGCACCUGAUCCUGACAUGAUCAGCGAUCAAUAUCGCAACUGGUUUGUGCCUCGAGUGGACAAUCUCAUCUUUCUGCAGCCAACUGUGACCACCGAUAGUACAACAACAACAACAACACCGGAUGAAAAGAAAGACAAAGAGGCAAAAGCGGAGGAGAAGAAGAAGAAGAAGACGACGACAGGUGGCGAUGAGAAUGACAACGCCGACGACACACCACUCGUCGUCACUCAUCCACAGAUCAUGAUCUCUUAUCAGUGGGACUAUCAGAAAGAUAUUAUCGUCCUGUACAAGAAACUGACUAGACUCGGCUAUCGCUGUUGGCUAGACAUCUUUCAGAUGGGUGGCGGCGAUUCGUUGUUCGAGAAGAUCGACACUGGCAUUCGACAUGCGAAGUGUAUUCUGUCGUGUGUCACGCCCAAAUAUACAAAGUCGAUCAACUGUCGACGAGAGAUGGCCUUGGCUGACGCAUUGCAAAAGCUGAUCGUUCCAAUGCUGAUCGAAGAGACGGGGUCGUGGCCGCCGGCUGGUCCGAUGUCGAUGGUGUUCGCUGAGCGAUCGUAUAUUGAUUUUCGACGAGAAGGUGACGGACGAGAACGAUGGAGUGGGAAAGAAUUUGAAAUGGUGCUUGCACGACUGAAACAGGCGAUACCUGAAGUGGAGACAGCACAGCCACGUCGACAUCUUCUUGAAAUGCAACGACCGAUGACCAGUAUGAAGCGAGAGGAAAGAGAUAAGGGUAAAGAGAAGGAGAAGGAGAAAGUGAAGAUGAAGCGUGUGGGAAGUGCUCCGGUAAUUGCACAAAGUCGAGCAUGUUCGAUAAUGUAA